Penicillium brasilianum is the source of this 3836-nucleotide messenger RNA. The record is from the annotation of a GenBank genome assembly. Lineage: Eukaryota; Fungi; Ascomycota; Eurotiomycetes; Eurotiales; Aspergillaceae.
CUCGCGUGCUCUGUGCUAUUGCAGAUAGAUGGGUGAUGUUGCUUUGAGAAUAAGACAGAUCUCGCCUUUCUGGCAUUAUAUCACCUGUUUCUUUGUACUAGCACCCUACUUCUAAUCGGAUGUCAAAGAUGAUUCGGUCUGAAUCCAGACGCUCUGACUGCGUAUGAUCCCACAUCUGAGAAUUCCAUGGAUGACCUCAUUGCCUGAAUCUCUCAUGGCACUGCCAAUGGGAUCAUUCUUCGCCCUCGCUGUUACAGUGGCUCUUCGGGGAUCUCAGUUUUCAAUGCUGUAAUGCGUUGACGUAUCGUUGGGAUAUUUGUCGCUCAUGAAGCGUUCUUGGGCCUGCGGUCCUUUUUCAUAGUCAUCACUUCCACCAUUGACACCCUGAUCAGCAGUUCUACGGCAUGUGGAAAAGAUGUUAGAGUCUUUGUCCAGUUAGUAUCUCUGCGGCAAGGCUUUGGCUGAACAGUUGUAGGCUAUUGGGUGUCAUAGAAUUGCUCUGGGGUAUACAUCUUGUACCCUUCCGACGGCGUCCCGGGCUAUGGUGGGAGUCUGAGACCGCCGUAUAAAGCGACAGAGACCACCGCCACCACCAGCCACCACAAUAUGCUUAUAGAAGAAGCGAAGAAGAAAGAUUGGCAGCACUAGGUUUAGCCCCGCUGAUCCCAAGUCUGGUCGAUGAGGGCUUGUUGGAGAUUGGCAUCACUAGUAGAUGUCUCUGGGCGGUCUGGGCCCGCCGAUGAGUAAGUUGAUUUCCUUGGAUAACCAACUAAGUUAACCAAAAUAUCCCGGCCAGCCCCGCGGGGCCAGCCGAGUGUCGACCCGUGGAACGUUUGUUGAUUGUUGAUAUCCCGAGUUUCCAUGUUCAAGGUAGACAUUUUACUUACCUAUCGACCAUUUAUUAUCCUCGAUUCAAGCGCAGAGUCAAUUUCGAGACGUAGACCAGCGGUCAAGCGACCACUUCCGUGGACCAACAAGCGUGUGGCGUCUAGGCCCGGGCGCCCGCCGUGGAGGGUUAGGGCUGUCCCCUUUUCCUUGAUGGGCUCGUGGCUGGUCCAUGCAGCAUGACGUCGGGGGAUCUGACACGCCGAACGAGCAAGAGACGACAUGAUCCGAGCCCACUUCAUUCGAGGGGAAGCAUUUCUCCCCGGCAUUCCCUUGCGGACGCCAGCCUCUCCAGUCGGCAGUCGGAGGUCAUACAACGUCAUCGCGGAUAACCAGGACAGUUCCAGUCGGAGAGAGGGGGAAAGGCCAAGGGUCAAUAUAUUAGGACAUAAGUGCCCUGUAGAGAAUCUUACCGUGACUUUCGACUCGCAAUGGAAGGAAAUUUAUCUUCAGCUCUCGCCUCGUAUCUCUCAGCCACUGCCAAGUUGCCCCCAGCCUCAUCAGAUCCCUGCUUCUAACCAGUUAGCUACCCUGUGUGCUUCGCUCUCGCUCUCGCUCUGCCUCUGUCUCUGUCUCCGUCUCUGUCUCCGUCUCUGCCCGUCUCGCCCGUCGCCCCGUCGCCAGUCACCCGUCACCCAACGACGUCACGCCACCCUGCCCCGCCUCAGUCAGACUCUCUCAUUAGAGAAAGUUCUCACUGCUGCCUCAUUGCCAUCUUCGUCUUCUCAACACCACUCGUCGUCCCAGUGAACGGUAGAUAGUUCACAUCCUCGACUCUUUUAUUUGAUCUUUACUUGUCACCUAUUCCAACCCUUCAUCGGUCUCGGUGUUCCCCCCCCCCCCCAUUUCCCCAUCUCCCAAGAUGGCGUACUACGACGAUCGUCGCCACUAUGCGCCCCGCGACCGUGGCCGUUCAUCCGCCGGUCAUGCUGCAGAUUACUACGAUGAUCAUCCACGGGGCCUUCCUGCCAGGCACGAUCGUGAUGUCUACUCCACUCGCGGAGGUGAGGACUCGGUCGAGGAAAUCCAGCGCGAUUACCCCCCGGGCUCUGAUUACGUGUAUGAGCGCGGCUACGACUCUCGUCGCUCGCGACGCCCGGUCUAUGAGAAUGUGCGCCGCGCAUCCUCAGUCAGUGGCUACGAUCCGUACUACGAGAAUGGUUACUACCGAUCCCGCACCCGGCGAAGCAGACAAUAUGAUGAUCGCCGCCCCCGUCGCUCAAGAUACUCCUCAGCUUCUUCAUCCAGCCCAUCUCCGUCCCGUCAUAGACGCCGCAAGUCGUUUGGCGAAACUGCCCUUGGCGCCCUCGGCCUAGGCUCCGUUGCUUCCAGGCAUUCAGACCGUACGGAUCGCGGCCGUGCUCGGUCCUCUUCACGGCGCCGUGGUCGUGACUACUCCUCGUCCCGCUCUCGCAGCCGCAGCCGCAGUCGUGACCGUGAUCGCAACCAUCGUCAACGCAGUGAGCAGCGUAUUGCUCAAGCUGCACGCGCCGCUUUGACUGCCGGUGCCGUGGAGGCCUUCAAGUCUCGCAAGGACCCCGGCGAAUGGACCGGAGCCAAGGGCAAGCGUAUCCUCACUGCGGCUGUGACUGCGGCCGGUGCCGAUGGUCUCCUCGAUAAAGACCCCAAAAAGCACUCUGGGCGUCACGUCGUGGAAUCUACGCUCGCGGGUCUUGCUGCUAGCCAUUUUGUCGGCGGUGGCCGUUCCUCAUCCAAGGGACGUGAUGGCCGUGGCCGUUCUGCCAGUGGUCUUAAAGACCUCGCCGCUACCGGCGCCCUUGCCGCAGCAGGCAAAGAGAUCUAUGACCGCAUUUCCCGCUCGCGAUCUCGACCUCGCGGCCGAGAUGACCGGGACCGGGACCGUGACAGUGACGAUGGUCGACGGGGAUCAAAGAAGCGCAGCAAGAGUGUCUCGGAGUACCUUACCAAGGGCAUGGCCGCACUCGGCCUUGGAGAAGAAGCAUCCGAUCGUGGCCGCGACGAUCGUGGCCGGGAUCGAGAUGAUCGAUACGAUCGCCGUCGGGAGCGGCGUCAUCACCGGGACAGAGACUCACGAUACGACUCCUAUUCAGACUCAGAUGCAGAGAGCGACUACCGCAGCAGCAGGGACCACAGGCAUGGCAGAGGCUCGAGAGAUGUAGGUCGAACUCGUUCCGUGAACGGCAGCAGAGCAACCCCCACUAGUGCACCCCGUGGCGAGAACAGGGUGGGAUCUACCCACCGGGGAUCCCACUCUAGCUCCGAAAGUGAUUCUGACUUGGGCGACAGUAGCGAUGAAAAGGAGAAACGCAAGAAGAUGAAGCGGGAUAUGUUGUUGACCUCCGGUCUGGCCACCGUGGCCACCAUCCACGCUGCCCAUGGAGUGUACGGCGGGGUUCAGAAGCGCAAGAAACGCAUGCAACAAGUGAAGGAUGGCGAGAUUACACAGGAAGAGGCGCGCAAGCGUCGCAUCAAGGCGAAUACGUUGGAUGCGUUUAGCGUCGGACUGGCGGCGCUGGGCAUCAAGGGUGCGUAUGCGGAGUGGAAGGAGGUAAAUGAGAAACGCAAGGAAACGAAACAUUUCCAGGAUGAAUGUGCGCAGCGUGCUCGUAAGCGGGAGAUGCGUCGUUGUCGCAGUCAGGGUUCCGCUCCUAAUAGUCGUCGCCGAUGGCCUGAUGAGAUUGAAUAUCCGAAUGAUUCUCGUCAUGGCUAUAGCAACGGCUUUUCUUAUCAUGAUGGUAACCCCUAUGGAGCAACGAGUGCGGCACCGGCGAUCUCAUAUUAGCUUGGCUUUUUAUCGUUCCCCCUGUUCUACCUACGUUGUUUCUGCUAUGCUGGAUGAGAUUUACGACUUUUAUGACACAUGAUGAUUCCCUGUAUUUCUCUUAGGAUAGAUUUUAUUCUUCUCACUUCUUUUUACCUCUUCCUGUUGCUUAGGUUCGUCUCGGGCUUCAUCUCCAGUAGCUAGACGG